AUGUCUUUAGCGAACUUAUUGCCACCAAUGACCAAAUCCUGGGCCGACGAAGCCAACGACGAAUUCGGAGAGCAAUCCAUCGAUGCUCCACCUACUAUACACUUUGUCGAUACAUCUAAAUUUGAUAAAGACACAUUCAUGGGAGAAGCAUCUGAUUUCAGAGACUAUGAGACUAUAGAUUUCUCCGACGACGAAUAUACUAUCGAAUCGUACGACUACGCAUUGAAAUUUGAGACAAUGUUGAACGCCGAUAGCAUUGCAGUAGUUACCGCUCCUGAAGAAGUCAUCUCGCCCAAGAAGAGAAAACUGGGUGCAUCUAUGACAUCUAGAAUUCCUAGAGCAGUAUCCUACUUCGCCCAAGAAUCAUAUACAGACACAUUUCUGGAUACCAUUCCUGAAAUCGAAGAAUCGAAGGAUCAAGAUCAAAACCAAACUACGGCAGUCACAGAAUUUACUCUUCAUAACUGGCAGGGCGAUAUUCCUGUUGUAGUGGAUGAUUGUGAUUCAGGCAUUGGGUCGGCUCACAGCGCUCCUGAGCUUGGUGGCUUCGAUUGUUGGGAUAGUGAUUCGUGCUACAGUUCUCAUACCGAGCUCGAGGAGGUUGAAGAAGAGGUUCGAAUUGAUCACCCAUUGAUGGGGAAAGGCGUGGUUCGUAUUCAAGUGUCCUUCACGGCAGUAAAGGCCAGUGACUAUGAAGCUCAUCCUACAAAAGUGUUCUAUCGUAGUUCGGAACCAACAACCUGGGGGUGGACACCAUCAAAUUUAAGGCACUGCCAGACAGUCAUUCGUGAAGAAGGAUCUAGAUGUUAUAUUUAG
Molecule: messenger RNA, 816 nt
Organism: Botrytis fragariae
Lineage: Eukaryota; Fungi; Ascomycota; Leotiomycetes; Helotiales; Sclerotiniaceae
Exons: 3
Coding region: 1-816 (271 amino acids)
Source: RefSeq, a predicted model, not a curated record